Molecule: messenger RNA, 978 nt
Organism: Beta vulgaris subsp. vulgaris (sugar beet)
Lineage: Eukaryota; Viridiplantae; Streptophyta; Magnoliopsida; Caryophyllales; Amaranthaceae
Exons: 4
Coding region: 1-978 (325 amino acids)
Source: RefSeq, a predicted model, not a curated record
AUGUCAAUCCUGAUGUUCAGCACACAUGGUCUUGGUGUCCCCGAGUUGUUCAGGGAAGACUGCGGUCGACCGGGAACAGAUGGACGUUUGCGAUGGUUGCAAGACAAGGAGUACGAUCGAGCACAUCUUUACGUACUUGCAAACAGUGGCAUCUUAAGUGAUUAUGAAAGGCGAUUCGAGGAUUAUAUUGUCAAUUCAAGACCGAACAUUGCUAAGGAUGAUGUGUGGAGCAAAUGCGAAGCCGAGUUCCCUAGUUGGUUCAAGACAAAUGUCCUUGGUGCCAUGACAAGUGACGAUGUCACUCGAGCUCUUGCUAUGGGUCCUUCCAGACAAGUGAGAAUGUGGAAUCAGUUCUUUGUGAAUGGAUAUAACUUUCAUACACAGGAAUAUGGCAAGAAUAAGUCAACUAUGAACUAUGGUGUAUGUGUACAAGCUGCUGAUAGAGCUGAUUACUUUGGCAUUUUGGAGGAGGUUAUUGAACUGGUGUACCAUGGUAAUUUGGUUGUUUAUAAGACAAUUUUGUUCAAGUGCAAUUGGAUGGACUCGGACAAGGGUAUGAACAUUCAUGAACAGUACAAACUUGUGGAAGUCAAUCACACCAAGAAAUACCCAAAAUAUGAUCCGUUUGUAUUGUCGUACCAAGUUAGCCAAGUAUACUACGCGCCGUAUCCCAGUCUUAGGAGGGAUAAAGUGCAAUGGUGGGCUGUGUUUAAAACGAAGGCAAGGUCCGAAGUUGAUGCCCCGGUUGAUUUGGAUGUUCUCCAGGAGGAAAGAGUUGAUACGCUGCAGUUCUUUGUGCUCCGGAUGAGAUACCAGAUUAUGAUGCUGGUGACGACAACAAUAAUGAUGAGAUCAUGGAAUUUGAGGCGCCGAAUGAACAAGGAGAACCAAGUGAAUAUGAAAGCAGCGACGAGACUGAUGUCAUCAGGUACCGGAUCCGGAGGUGGUCCUCGUGAUGGGGUAGUGCAGAGAGGGUGA